Molecule: messenger RNA, 1528 nt
Organism: Odontomachus brunneus
Lineage: Eukaryota; Metazoa; Arthropoda; Insecta; Hymenoptera; Formicidae
Gene: Tango2
Product: transport and Golgi organization protein 2 homolog
Exons: 5
Coding region: 418-1161 (247 amino acids)
Biological process (GO): protein secretion; Golgi organization
Cellular component (GO): Golgi apparatus
Source: RefSeq, a predicted model, not a curated record
CUGAACACAGCCUAUAUGUCGAUGCAUGAACGCACCCUUUGUAUGUGUGUGUAAUGAAAGUAAGAAAGUAAACUUGUUCACCUACACUAAUUUAGAAGUACUUUGAAAAUAUAUAAACUUAUAAUUUUCAUAUUAAUGAUAAUUAAAUAUUUUUUUGACAAAUAGCACUAAAUGAAUGUAUAUUAUUUGAUUAUACAAAUAAUAUAACCCAGACAGCUCCAAAACUAGACAUACGGCGUCUUUAAGUUUUAAAGAUGUUUUAAAGACAUCUUAUGUCCCAGUUUUGAACAUUGUGCUGUCUAGGUAACAUUAUCUUAAUUUAUGAACUAGUUAUCUGAUAACAUUAUCAAUACUACAGAAGAAAAAUUCCAAGAUGCUGGAUCCUAUCGACUAAUAAUUGCAUCAAAUCGAGAUGAGAUGUAUAAACGCCCUGCAUUGUCAGCUCAUUACUGGGGUCAACAUCCUGAAUGUUUGGGAGGUAUUGACAUGGAAGCUGGUAAGGAAGGUGGCACUUGGUUAGCUCUGUCAACAAGAGGAAAAGCUGCAGUCAUUUUAAAUUAUGUUGGCAAAGAAGCUGUGAUGGAUGCAUCAAAAAAAAAUCGUGGUUUCUUGAUAAGAGAUUUUAUUACUUCAAGUGAUUCUAUAGAAUUAUACUUGGACAAAUUACAUAAAGAAAAUGUUAACAGACAACCAUACAAUCCUUACUGUUUGGUUUUAUUAGAUUUAAACAAUGCCAAUGUCCAUUAUCUAAACAAUUGCGUAGAAUCUAUUGGACCCAUAAUAUGUAACAGUGAUAUUAUAGGUAUCGGAAAUGGUGGAAUAGAUCAUUCCUAUAAGAAAGUUGAAGCAGGGAAAGAAGAAUUUAAACUUAUAAUAAAGAAUGCACAUACUUCAAACGAAAAUAAUUUGAUUGAGGAACUCAUUAAUUUCUUAAAAUCAAAGGAAAGGCAUUUACCAGAUCCUGAGUUGCAAGAGAGGUAUCCAACAAAAUAUAAAGUUCUUAGUUCAAUUUUUGUUUCUGUUGAGAAACAAUAUGGUACAAGGACACAUUCCAUAUUAUUAAUUGACGGUUCGAACAAUAUAACAUUUAUCGAAGAAACGCUUAUGUCUGAUUUUACGUGGAAACGUCAGCAGUUUAAAAAUAAUUUGAUGCGACAAUAAACAUUAAUAUUAAGUUGAUUAUUGCAAUUAUUUGAUAUAGGCGUGGUUUUUCAAGUACUAUACUGGUGAAAAUUUAUUUGAGUUAAUUCUCAUGUAGCGUCUUUUGUAGGGAAAAUAUAUCAAUUAGAUUAAGAUAGGAGCGGAAAAUGUAAGAUGAUAAAAUAAAGAUGAGAGAACAAAUCGUGUGUAGUUUUGAUCCAAAAAAGUUAAAUCUAUCGAAGACAUUAAUAAAUCAUAUAUUGAGUUGAUGUAUAAGGAGGUUUUGGAUUUACGUUCAACCGCUGUAAAAGUCGGGCAAGAAUUGCAUUGUUUUGGCUGUAUAAAUUUGAAACGUUUUUGUACAAUAAAAAUACACAUUAUAACGAAA